CUCUCACACUCCAACUGGAACCUUGUCAUUGCUUUGUAUCUUGUAGAAUUGACAAGAUUGUAAACAUGCCAUACCAAUGGACGGCUGCAAGGGAACGUCAAAUGCUCCUGCUUGCCAUCUCCUCCGCCAACUUGAGGCCGUCGGCCGACACAUGGACAAAAGUUGCCUCCCUGCUGGGAGAAGGCUUGACCGCAUCAGCUGUGAGCCAGAAAUACUACAAGCUGCGGAAUGAAUUCACCAAGCAGCUGGAUGGUCAGCCAGCGUCAACACCUUCAACCCCGACAAAGCGGAGGGCUUCUGACGAGGACGAGGACAAGAAGACGCCUCCGUCAAAGCGCGCUAGAAAGCCCAAGCGGGAGCCUUUGGACGGUGUGCCCUUCUCGGACACAAGUGACAGCUCGUGCGAAAUCAAAGCACAAGAUAUGGCGAUGACUGCCAUGGACCCCUUUGCCAGCUUCAACCAACAAUUCAUACCCACAGGAUAUUUCAUGCCAGACAACAUGCCAAUCAAGGGCGAAAGCAGUGUCAGCAACAGCUUCCUGGGCUGAGGGUCAAGAAUUGAAGGGAGGGCAAGUUACCCUGCAAAUGCCCAGGAAAGCGGUGGGAAACGCCCGAGGAAGCGGACAAAGGCAGUUGGUUGCUGAACACAAAUUGGGGGGAGAAGGACUUGACCAGGCAGGGUUUUCGGAGGAGGCGUCAUCAAUUGGG
This is a messenger RNA of Exophiala xenobiotica, 708 nucleotides long. RefSeq lists its product as uncharacterized. The record is from RefSeq and is a predicted model, not a curated record. The transcript has 2 exons. Lineage: Eukaryota; Fungi; Ascomycota; Eurotiomycetes; Chaetothyriales; Herpotrichiellaceae. Bases 66 to 548 code for a protein of 160 amino acids.